Messenger RNA from Astyanax mexicanus (Mexican tetra), 1158 nucleotides. It is a transcript of the gene tmem218, whose product is annotated as transmembrane protein 218. The transcript is spliced from 3 exons. The record is from RefSeq and is a predicted model, not a curated record. Lineage: Eukaryota; Metazoa; Chordata; Actinopteri; Characiformes; Acestrorhamphidae. The coding region runs from base 501 to 848 and encodes 115 amino acids.
AUGGUAGCAUAGGAAGUGUUGCUGUGCCGCUUACUGUAUCCAGGGGUAAACAGUUAUGAUGGAGUUUUAAGCGUCGCCUCGCUGAAUUAGGGAUGUGUACAGAUAAACGGGAUAAGUUUAAUAAUAAGUAAUGAGUGAGGCAUUAGCAGCAUAAGCAGCAGUGGCCAAUUUGUUAACCGGAAAAAAACGACUUAACGCGCGAGUUAGCUAGCGUUAGCUAUCGGUUCCAUUAGUUUAAUUCACGGUACACAUAACACUAUGGCUAGCUAGUAAAUUAGCUAACGCUAAAAGCUUUUUUUCUUCAGUCUUUUACUACAUAAACAAAGCCUGGCUAAGCUAAACGCAUCAUUGUAACACAGGGCUGUGGAUUAAAGCGGUCUAAUGUUCGCUGUACAGGCUGGUUUUAAAAAGUUAACUAGGUACUAGGUACCUAGAGGUGAGUUUUUACAGGUGAAGAAGUGAGGUAGCUAACUAGCUAGGAAGGGGCAGAUUAGGUAGGUAUGGCUGGAGCAGUGCUGGGAGUCGGUACCGGGGUUUUCCUCAUUGCUCUGGUCUGGAUCGUGACUCUUGUUCUCACCCUCCUGCUGUCCAGAGCCUCCGCUCCAACAAAACUGCUGAUCAUCCCCAUUGUUCUUCUGGCUUCUACCAUCACCUUGAUCCUUGUGUUCUUCCCACGAGCCCCUGAAGUUCCUUCCCCAGUUAAAGAAGUACAGAUUGUGGACACCUUCUUUAUCGGCCGCUACGUGCUGCUGUCCAUAGUGAGCCUGGUGUUCCUGGCAGCUCUGUUCGCACUCUUGCCCUUCCACCUCCUGGAGCCCAUGUAUGCCAAGCCUGUGAGAGCCCACUAGAACAGAGAUUGGCACAUGCCAAAGCCCGACGGACCCAGAGGGCCUGCCUGGCUCAGCCACCGUCAAUGUGCCCAGCUUUAGAGGAGAGGGCCCUACAAGAGCCUCCAGUGUUCCACUGUUGCUGUCCAAAUCAGAAGCACCGACUUAUGUCCGAUUGUGCAGAACACAGGGGGAGUGUUAAUAAGGCUGCUGAUGCACUGAAAACACCGAUAUAAACUUUUAAAACAUAGUGUCUACAGUGUUUAGGAUUUAUAUGAUUUUUAUAUGCUAAGAUUUGUAUUACACUUAAAAUAAACUAAAAAUAAACAUG